Gryllus bimaculatus (two-spotted cricket) is the source of this 4150-nucleotide messenger RNA. NCBI's taxonomy places the organism in Eukaryota, Metazoa, Arthropoda, Insecta, Orthoptera, Gryllidae. The record is from the annotation of a GenBank genome assembly.
AGAUCAUUGCAGGAUCUUGCCCCUGAGUCGGGAGGUCAACCAAUCAGGACUUUGGUGGCGACAACGUGGAGGUCUGGCUCUACCUUUCUGGGAGAUGUUCUGAAUAGCCAUCCAGCAAAUUUUUACCACUACGAGCCGCUAUUUAAUUAUGAAAUAAUUCAUAUACGUGAAGAACCUCUUGCUUCCGAAGCAGUUUCAAAUCUGAAAGCAUUAUUUAACUGCAACUACACAGGUCUUGAUCAUUAUCUCACUUACGGUCAAAAUCAUAUUGAAUUUUUUCUCAUAACACAAGGUUAUGGGCCCAAUGCCAAGAGCAUCGGGAUCUUUGUUGGUCCCCUGAUUUCCUCUCUCCGUUCUGUCGUCUGUUCCCAUUCCAAAGUAUGAAAGUUGUACGACUAAGGCUCAAAUUAGUAGAAGAAUUUCUUAAAGACCCCAGCCUUAAUGUUCGGGUAUUACUCUUGGUUCGUUACCCGCAGGGGACUGUACAGUCCCAAAAGCAUAGAGUGUGGUGCCCCAAUCAUCCAGAUUGUGCAGAACCUGCACUUCUCUGUUCGGAUUUGGUUGCAGACUACAGUGCAGCAGUGGAAUUGAACGCCAAAUAUCCAAACAGGUUCAGGGUAGUACGUUAUGAAGAUCUUUCUGUGGAGCCAUACACAGGGGUUCAAGAUCUCUUCGAUUUCUUGGGCUUGUAUUUCCAUCCCGGAGUUAAACAUUUCCUGGAUACUCAUACAAAAGUUGAUGUUGGAGGUGCUUCAAGCACAUACCGCAAUUCAAAAUCUGCGCCAUUUCAUUGGCGUCAGGAUUUGUCUCAUCAAGAAGUGAGAAAUAUUCAAAGAGUUUGUUGGCCUGCAAUGGAGCGUUGGGGUUAUCUCCUUGCUGCCAAUAGUACACAUCAGCAUGACUUCAAUCCUUUGGGUUCCUUUUCACUGACAUAGCAGAGAAGAAAUGAUGUCAUUUUGAGAUCAUUUAGACUAUUUCACUGAAAAAAGGAAUUAAUGAGAUUAUUUUAGGUAAUCAUGAAUGUAUUGAUGAUGUGGCAUAAAGACUUACAAAACAGAACUACAAUUGAAAAGGUAACCAACAUUGUCGGUUGAUUUCAUGAAAAUGUUUCUGUGUAAUGCACAGAGUAGCUCAAGUACAUAAUUAUAUACUAUAAACAUACGUCAUUAAAUCUAGUGUUGGGCCAUGUCAAUUGUUGUUUCUGUGUUGUGAUAAAAUGUUAAUGGCAGCUGCUGUUAUGUCCUGGCAAGAAUGUCAGUUAGCUACAUUUACAAAAUAGUGAUGAUUGUGACAAGAAUAUAUUUUGAAACAUGCAAACUUUUCAAUCAAUGAAGAGAAAAGACAUUCUGCAUUGUUUCGUAGUUUUAUAAAGAAAAUUUGCCUUAACAGAAUUGCAUCCACUUUCACAAUCUCAUUUUUGUUAUAAUUCCAUUGUAAUGUCAUUAACACUCAAGUGACGUUUAAUGCAUUGUGGGCUGAUAAUGGUGCUUUAUCAUAAUGGCAAUGUUUCCUUUGUGCAUUUUAAAGCAUAUCCUCUAGUGAUUGACAUGUAGUAUUGCAUUUCGUUAACAAUGCGAAAGUUAAUGAAGAAAAGGAUACUCCACAUUUCUUGAUAGAGCAUUCACAUAUCAAGCUGAUUUGAUUCGUAGUAACAUAUCAUCUUCCUUGAGUAUUUUAAGAAAUUUCUCUUGUUGAUAUGCAGAAUUCUGAUUUUAUGGGAUAUUCACAUUUUUCAAAUCAUUAGUGUAUUACAGGGAAGCGAGUACCAUGCCAUGUUCUGGGGUUUAUAUUCCUUUAGAAUCAUAUGCAAAGUUCAUUUUGAUUGUGAAAAAUGCGUAAUGUAUAAUGUGCAUCAUAUUAAGUUUGCUCAUUGAAAAUUUGCCUCGAAAAAUGUAUAGCACUCUAGUGGCGGCUCCAGUGAGUCUAACUAGGGAGGGCACAGGACAGUGGCGGAUGCAGGGGGCAUAGCCUUUCCCCAAAAAACCUCGAGGUUUCGUUUAUUAUCUUCCUUUGUUUGAUAAAAGAGAUUUAUUUAAACAAUAAUAUUGUAUAGUAUCAUAUAUACAUAAUAAAAAAAUAUACUAUAUAAUAACAAAUAUGUUUAUUAUGGAACAAAAAUCUAUGCUUCCCUCCCGUAAACGAUCGCCUGGAUACGCUCAAGGCUCAGGGCAUCCAGGACAUUGAAAUAAAUAAUCGAAGUGACAUGCAGUCAACCAACAUACCUGACGUACUUAAUUUUUGUAGAGUAGUUCAAUCUCCCUAUCUUUGGCACAAGUAAGGAUUUCGAUUACUUGUGAGUUGAAGUUUCGAAUAUGCAUGCACCAUUCUUUUCUAUAGAAAGUGUAGCUAAUGCUAGCUUUAGUCUGUCACUGCCCAUUGCCCUUCGUAGAAAUGUUUUAAGACGUUUGAAAGUGGGGAAGCAUCUUUCGUUCGCAACUGUGGACAUGGGUGUGGUAUCAAUACUUUUUUAAAGAUAUACGAAGGAGUUAAUGACAUAUUAUUCUCCAAAAAAAUUGAGUAACGCAAGAGCACCAAAAGCACCAUGUACGUCUUUGCGAGAAGACAUCACAAUUUCACAGAAUAUUGUAGAAAUUUUUCAGUUAGUAAUAAUUUCACAGCACUGAGAUGAUCUGAGAAAUCGAAUCUGUCUUUGCUGUUAACAAUAACAUCAGGUAUUUUAAGAGCGACAAAACGAUGUCUUCUGCUCUCCCUGAGAUCAACACAUGGUUUCUUAUUCAUUGGUUCAUUUUAAGAAGCUCGGUCGUCUUCAUACAUUACAUGAUUAUUUGAUACUGCAUCAGAAAAGAUCGAUAAAUGUUCUGAUCUUUACAGCAUCGAACAGCUUUUUUGAACAGAAUCAAAAUGAAAUGUCACUUGAAGCAUAAUUUUACUGCAGAAAGUAAGUAAAAAUACAAAAUCUCUUUCAAAGUACAUUAAAAUUAAUACAUUUUUGGCAAAUUUUGAAAACUGCAUCCAGUAUAUCGAUUUGAAUUGUCUUUGAAAUUCCUCUAAACAAUUUUUCAAAGGUUUGACGCUCCAUCUGUUAAGCCCCUGAAGACGCCUGGCUUAUUUGUUUCUUCUCGUUCGCCGAGACCUCGCAAAGCUUAUUCAAACUCGCCGCGGGAUUUUAGUGCAUCAAUUAUGCAACUUAAAAUGUACCCAUUUGAAUCUACAUGUUCAUUAUGUUUACGUAUAGAAAACCUAUAUGCAUCAUCCAAUUGCUGAUUAAUACUAAUUUUCCCCAGAACUUUUAAGUUUAUUUUAUUGUUUCGGUGGGUUUUCGAGAGAGCAGGUUAUUUACAUUUCCCAGGUAAAUGCUUGAUACAUUUAUUGCCACUCUUAGUCCAUGUUUCGUCGCCUCCGAACAGAAGACAAGGAAAAAUAUCUAUCCUGGCAUCCACAAAUCCACUCCCAUUUCUCGUACACUGAUCAAUUAAAAAUAUAUCGUAUAGUAGAAAAUUUAUCACUGAACACCUGAUUGAUGCACAAGUCUGGUUUUGUGGGCCUAAUUCUUUUCUUAAAAUUCUGUCUUCAUAUUUUAAAUUUCUGUUUUGUAAAAGCCUUACUUGAUUCAUGUUGUUUGGCUUGACAUUCACAAUUACUUUACAAAAAAAACAAAAAAAAUAAAGUAUUUGAAAAAAAUAAAGUAUUUUAACACAUCUCUUGGGGCCGAACCGAAUAAACACUAGACUGAAGCGCUUGUCUAUGGGAGAACUGUCGGCGCGGUCACACAGAAUUGGAGACCUGUGCGUAUGCUUGCACUGCCCCCUCUCAAAUCGCGCCGUUCCACGAAGACAGACCCCGGCGCACGGCGAGGCGAGGCGAGGCGAGCGGACUUCCCGUGAGCAGCCCUGUUGCCAGGUUUCAUACAGAUGCCUUUACGGAACCUCGUUCAUUUCCUCAGAGCAAAAAUAACAAUAGCGCACUCAUAUUCAAGUUGCAAUGGUUCAUAUUGCAAUAUAAAGAAUUUAAAAAUAUUAAAUACUUGGGAAGCGCGUGACCAUAUGACCUUACGAUAGAGCCGCCUCUGUAGCACUCAUAAAUUUAUAUCACUCAAUAAAGAGGCUUAGUAGUAGGUUAUAUUGAGACCCUCGAAAUGAUUGUAUUUCUCUUUCACUAUUAUUAUUCUCGAACUUCCUCGAAGUCAAUC